Molecule: messenger RNA, 430 nt
Organism: Tauraco erythrolophus (red-crested turaco)
Lineage: Eukaryota; Metazoa; Chordata; Aves; Musophagiformes; Musophagidae
Gene: CRIPT
Product: CXXC repeat containing interactor of PDZ3 domain
Biological process (GO): cytoplasmic microtubule organization
Cellular component (GO): dendrite
Molecular function (GO): microtubule binding; PDZ domain binding
Source: RefSeq, a predicted model, not a curated record
AUGGUGUGCGAGAAGUGUGAGAAGAAACUCGGUACGGUAAUCACUCCCGAUACGUGGAAGGAUGGUGCAAGAAACACCACAGAAAGCGGUGGCCGCAAGUUAAAUGAAAACAAGGCAUUGACCUCAAAGAAGGCGAGGUUUGAUCCUUAUGGGAAGAACAAAUUUGCAAUAUGUCGGAUUUGUAAGAGUUCUGUCCAUCAGCCAGGGUCUCACUAUUGUCAAGGAUGUGCCUAUAAAAAAGGCAUCUGCUCAAUGUGUGGCAAGAAGGUCUUGGAUACGAAGAACUACAAGCAAACUUCUGUCUAAUUGUAUUGACUAUUCUUUUUAUGAACUUUAACUUCUGUGUCUUUGUACAGUAACUUUUCUCUAAAAUCCUUUGUGAAUAUUACUUUUUGGAAGAUAAUACAUUUGCUUGGAAUGAGAUGAGAGG